Messenger RNA from Botrytis byssoidea, 552 nucleotides. RefSeq lists its product as uncharacterized. Bases 1 to 552 code for a protein of 183 amino acids. The transcript has 2 exons. Lineage: Eukaryota; Fungi; Ascomycota; Leotiomycetes; Helotiales; Sclerotiniaceae. The record is from RefSeq and is a predicted model, not a curated record.
AUGAUCAUUCAUAUAGAGGGAGAACCGAUGAUCCUCAAGGAUUUUGGAGAAGAUUUGCUGGAGGGUGUUUUGAAGCGUCUUAAAUGGCUCGAUUCUUAUCUUGACAAAAGCCUAUACACGAACAUCACCGCGAUCUUUGUUCUAUAUAUCCUCAUCUGUAUAACUGGUGCCACGGUUUUCUGGGUAGGCUUUGAUACUUUGGAACGUAGUAAACCUUCCAACAAAGUGGAAUUUCAAUCAGACAUGAGAUUGUACAUGUACAUGGUGAGUAGAUAUGUCUUUAUCCUCUCCAUUAUUUGUGCUAAUCUCAAACAUUCAGGCAUCAUUCAAGCUUCCAUGCACAUGGUUACGAACGUCGUUUUCGUAACCGCUUUAGUAGGCCUUAGAGAUCAGUUUCAGUACACUGAUGAGUUGUGUAUCCCAAUGCAUAGGUCUUGGUUGAUGCUUGGGUUCUCUACUAUUGCGCCGCUUGAAAAUCUCCUUGCCAUGUGGGCGAUGGCAUAUCUGAUAUGUCCAAAUUGCAAUGAGCGCCGCUGCUACACCAUCCGUUGA